Eurytemora carolleeae is the source of this 1577-nucleotide messenger RNA. RefSeq lists its product as uncharacterized. The coding region runs from base 126 to 938 and encodes 270 amino acids. The transcript has 7 exons. The record is from RefSeq and is a predicted model, not a curated record. NCBI's taxonomy places the organism in Eukaryota, Metazoa, Arthropoda, Copepoda, Calanoida, Temoridae.
UAGAUAGAUAGGUGGAGGAUUCGGAUCAGUUUCACCAUUCAUACACAGACCUGACAAGCAACAGGUUCUGAAGCCAAUCCUUCUGCCUUAAACCAACACUCAUAAAAAGAUCUGAUUCAGCAAGGAUGCUUCUGAUACUUUUAUUUUCUGGUUGUGUCUCAUCAUACCCCUUCAAUUACCAGAACCAAGCUUCUUUCCAGGAUGAUGGUGGAUUCAAUAUACUGGAAAACCUUGGCCACGAAUUCCCUCUAGAAUACUAUCAAGAGGCAGAUCUACCAGUAAACCUCUACCAUGAUCUCCCGGAGUCCAGUCUCUACCACGACCUCUCUGAGUCCAACCUGUACAGAGAUCUCCCAAGCCCAGCGGAGUCCAACAUGCCACUAAAUCCGUAUUCGGAGUUAAACUGGAGGGAUCUAGACACUCAGGUUUUAGAAGAACAGCCAAUUUACAGAGAUGUCAUGGAAGCUUUCCUUGCGGAAAAGAGCUUGGAUGCUGGAGAGCUUCCUUGGUACACUGAAACAAGAGACACAGAAGAUUUGGAGGAAGAAAACUUUUGGCCUGUUGAUCAAAACAGUAACAAGAACGAUGAACCCACAAAUGAUGAUCUCAAGGUUGAAUCUGAACUAAAAAGAAUGAUUGAUACCAAGCGAAGCGACGAACAGUUUGAAUCGUAUCUCCUAAAAAAGAAUCCUGUAAUCUCAACAAGAAAAAAUACAAAAUCUCCCAACGCCAACAAACGGAAAGAAACCGCCUCAGAGAACAAGGAAUCCGUGUUUCCUCCGGAGAAACGAGGAAUGCCGGAGGAGCCGAUUUUCCGACCUGGGGCUGCCUCCGAUCCCGUGGUCAAGCCAAGAUCCUCUCCAAUUUCCUCCGACAUGAAAAGCAGAUCAAAGCGAUCCCUCCUAAAGCCAGUUCCCUUCUUCCCAAAUCAAGAUUGAUUUCAUAAAGUAGAAGAAAACUAUUUCUCAAGAUUGUUAAAAUAGAUCUUCCCCCAUUGCCGCUCUCCUGGAUACCGUAACUCAGUUAUUUUUUUACUUAUAUUGGCGUUGAUUUUAUCUUAAAAUAUCUCAAAAUAUCUAUAAAUAUCUAUAAAGUUGAAGCAUCCACGGUGUGUGUUGGUAAUAGUUUGAUUUAAAAUCCAUGGUUGGUAAAUUUACUAGUGAUACGUAUUUAUUUAUAACCAAUAGAAGCAUUGAAUCAAGCCCAAAAACCGAUAACUCGCAUCAUUCUCUAAAAAUGUAAUCCUUUUAUGACCUAUGGAUAAAAACAACCAAGAUAAGAAUCAUCAAGGUUUUACACCCAUCAGGUUACGAAGAUAUAAGAAUAACAUAAUUAGAGUUUGAAGCGAGAUAAUCAACUCUUUUUGGCGCAAACAAUCUUGCCUGAAAACUGGUUCUGACUGUGUCGAGCUAUUGUAUUUUCCACUCAAAGAUUCAUCAUGUUACAAAUAAUCACAGUAAUAUGAUUAUAUUUAUGUCGACCAUUUUGUAAUUUAUGCUAAUAAAACAACUUAUAAAGUAACCUCACUUUUUAACCUUUUCUGCUCCCACGAAAUAUAUAUACUGUUGCAACUUUAA